AACAAAAACUGAAACAAGACAUAUCUGUGCUUUAACCUUAAAAAAUCCUUUCAUAACCUUUAAAAUAAACAAAAACAUACCGUACUGAGAUCAGUGAUCAGUGAGAUCUCUGAUACUGUAUAAAUAAAACUUGUGCAAUAAAAUGCAUACAUUUUAUCAUUCCGGGAAAUACAUACAACUGUAAAUUCAAGGAAGCUACAAGGAGCUACAAAUAUUUGUUUGUUUUUUACUCUAAUGCUAAAGAGAUCAAGACUUAACGAUCCUUAGAAUAAAAUUCCUCCAUAAUGAACUCAGAAAAAAAACGUGAAUUAUCUUCUGAUGAAUGGUCUUAUUUGACUAAAUAUUUCGUGGGAAACAAUUUUCGUUUUCGAGAAAACAUCAUCAUACCUAGAACAUUGGGACCAGUACAAAUAAAAACCAAUGAAGAGAAAAUGAUGGAAGCAUUUCUUGAAAGUUGCCCAUUCAAAUGUAUGAUGAGUUGUGUUAUGGGAUAUGGUUUGGGUGCUGCCAUAGGUCUAUUUUCUUCAAGCGUAGGUCCUACUGCUACAGAUGUAGAGAACCAAACUGCUCGUCAGGUUUUUAGAGAAAUGAAAACUACCACCUUAAGUUAUGCCAAGAAUUUUGCCCUUAUAGGGGCCCUCUUUUCAUCUGUAGAAUGUUGUAUAGAAACUGUAAGAGGCAAAUCAGAUUGGAAAAAUGGCACAUACGCUGGUGGUGUGACAGGAGGCUUGAUUGGUUUGCGAGCUGGUGUGAAAGCAGGCAUCAUUGGAGCUGCUGGUUUUGCAGCAUUCUCAACAGCAAUUGAUUAUUAUAUGCACUCAAGAUUCUAACAUGAAAAAAACUAGGAAUUGACAACAAAAUACAAAAGCAUCAUAUUUGGUUGUUUCUAUGUGAGGAACUAUGUUAAUACCCUAAAUGGUUUGAAAUGCAUCAGAUAAGAAUUUGAAAGCAAAAAAUACAACACUAAAGAGUUCAUUGCAAACCAUAUUGUUGAAAAUAUUAGGAAUAAAUAAUUACUCAGA
Molecule: messenger RNA, 1022 nt
Organism: Harmonia axyridis
Lineage: Eukaryota; Metazoa; Arthropoda; Insecta; Coleoptera; Coccinellidae
Product: mitochondrial import inner membrane translocase subunit Tim22
Exons: 4
Coding region: 285-830 (181 amino acids)
Biological process (GO): protein insertion into mitochondrial inner membrane
Cellular component (GO): TIM22 mitochondrial import inner membrane insertion complex
Molecular function (GO): transmembrane protein transporter activity
Source: RefSeq, a predicted model, not a curated record